CGUCCCGCGGACGCCUCGCCCUCGCCCUCUCCUCGCGCCCCGCAGCAUCGAACCCGGUCGUCUCUCUCAUGGCCGCGAGCUUCACGAUGAGCGCGCCGUGCGCGUCGCGCGCGGUCGCGUCCGCGUCGACGCGCGCGGGAUCGUCCUCCCGCUCGACGUUCGCCGCCGGCGAGGCGGCCGGGAAAAGAUCGCGCUUUACGACCUCGCGGGGACCGAUCGUCGCGCGCGCGCAUCGCCGCACGCCGAGCUUCGAAUUCCUCAGCGUGACCGCGGGACCGGGGCCGUCGAGCGGAGAUAUUUCCAACGCGGCGAACAAAAACGGCGGCGCCGGCGCCUCCAAACAGCGCACAAGGAACACCCUGAAGCUGAACGAGCUCGGGAACUCGCGCGCGCGCCGCGUGAAGCGCGCGGCCGCGUUCGCGACGCGCCGGACGACGUUCGACCUCCUCGAGGGCCCGUCGCGACGCGUGGGUCGACGGACGACGAGGCGCGGCGCGUCGGGCGGCGCGGGAGACAUGCGCGACGCGAGAGACCCUCUGCUCGGGAUGCUCGACGACCUCGGCGAUCGCGUCGGCAGGAGAGGCUCGCACGGCCGCGCGGGCGCGCCGCCGCCGCCGUGCGCGUCCGCGUCCGCGUCCGCGCACGAGACGUCGUCGUCGUCGUUUGACGACGAGCGAGACGGCGACUUGUUCGAAUCCCCGGGCGGCCGCGUGCGGCGGUCCGCGAACCAUCGCGCGGUGAGGGCGUUCGCCAAGUCUGGCGGCGCGCCCACCGCGCCGCCCACGGCGUCGGCGUGCAAGAUGAACGACGAGGCCGCGCUCGGCAUCUUGUCCGGCCCGAGCGAUCGCUGCGGGCGGUCGAACGAGUGCAAGAAGGAAAAGGCGGGACGGGACGACGCGCGCGGGGGACGAGCCGAGCCGCACGUCGCCGCGAAGCCGCUUCUCGGGAUCCUGAGCGGGCCGGGGAAGCGCGUCGGGCGGAAGCACCGACGCGAGAACCCGUCCGUGCGCGCGUGUUGACGGACGGAUGGAUGGAUGGAUGGACCCGAAUCCGAUCCGAAGCGCUGCGCUUCGCUCGCGAAACCCACCGACGAGACGCGUUUUGAUCUCCUCCGCCGAGGAACGCGCGGAAGAUCGAACGUUCGGUUGUACCGUUGUAUGAUGACUGCUCUCCGCGUACAGUAGUUAGAAGACACGCUCGCAAAAGUUAGUUUUAAGUUUAAUAAGGUUAAUAAUAAGGUUAAUAA
Messenger RNA from Micromonas pusilla CCMP1545, 1246 nucleotides. RefSeq lists its product as uncharacterized. The transcript is spliced from 2 exons. Lineage: Eukaryota; Viridiplantae; Chlorophyta; Mamiellophyceae; Mamiellales; Mamiellaceae. The record is from RefSeq and is a predicted model, not a curated record. Bases 69 to 1019 code for a protein of 316 amino acids.